This is a messenger RNA of Mesorhabditis spiculigera, 387 nucleotides long. The record is from the annotation of a GenBank genome assembly. Lineage: Eukaryota; Metazoa; Nematoda; Chromadorea; Rhabditida; Rhabditidae.
AUGUGCCGACUUUUUCUGUCCCUUUUGACAAUCCUGUCGUCGAUCAUUUGCUUUUUGGCUGCAAUUUUUUGGGUGGUGAUCCCGUAUAGCGUGACGGUCACCAAUGAAAUGGAGGUCUGCCCAAGAUACCGGUUCCUGCAAAAUCGCGGUUGCUUCGAAUAUAGCGAAUGCGCUCGAGUGAAUGAGGGUCGAUGGACUGAGGACAAUGAUCUCAUCAAAUUUUUUGCCUGCAAUCCGUCCAAAUCCCAGCAGAUGGUCACUGCUUCUCUCCUCAUUUUUGGCGGCUACUUGAUCGUGCAAUUGUCGUACGACCUGGCCUGCUUCCUACACGCCUUGUGCAAAUGGAUCUCCACCACCGUGCGCCGAAACCAGAAUAAAUACAUCGUC